Molecule: messenger RNA, 1442 nt
Organism: Alternaria alternata
Lineage: Eukaryota; Fungi; Ascomycota; Dothideomycetes; Pleosporales; Pleosporaceae
Exons: 2
Coding region: 163-1275 (370 amino acids)
Biological process (GO): amino acid transmembrane transport
Cellular component (GO): membrane
Molecular function (GO): amino acid transmembrane transporter activity
Source: RefSeq, a predicted model, not a curated record
AUCAUUUAGAUUCCUACUGCUGGCUCAUUCCCACAUUUCGCGAGCCGCUUCAUUGACCCGGCUGUCGGAUUCUCCUUGGCUAUAAGCUAUGGUUAUUGCUACACUAUAUCCAUCGCCGCCGAAUGCUCGGCAUCCGCAAUCCUGGUCGGCUACUGGACUGACAUGUCACCUGCUAUUGUCAUUACCAUCAGUCUUGUCCUCAUUCUCGCAAUCAACCUGCUUAGCGUGCGUUGGUUUGGUGAAUCGGAAGUCGCUGCAGGUACGAUCAAGAUCGCGUGCUUCCUGGGUCUGAUCCUGGUUUCUAUUGUCAUAACGUCCGGAGGCGCACCAAACGGCGAGACCAUUGGAUUCCGCUACUGGAACAACCCCGGAGCCUGGGUAGAUUACAAUGGCAUCACUGGACCAACGGGUCACUUUCUGGGAUUCUUGGCAUCGUUCGUCAACGCGGCGUUCUCCUUCAUCGGCGUCGAGGUGGUGGUUAUUACAGCUGCCGAGAGCAUCAACCCUCACGUUGCCAUCCCAAAGUCGGCCAAACGGGUUACAUUCCGAAUCGCACUGUUCUAUGUUCUGGGUGCUCUUCUUAUUGGAAUCAUUGUCGACCCUAGGAAUCCCGGUCUCGUGUCAGACAGUGGAAAUGCCAACUCUUCACCUUGGGUCAUCGCCAUCAAGCAGGCAGGCAUCAGCACCCUCCCUUCGAUUGUGAACGCCUGCAUUCUCAUAUCUGCCUGGUCGGCAGGUAACUCUUACUGUUGGGUCGGAUCCCGUAUCAUCGUCGCGAUGACCACGGACCGCCAGCUCCCACAAUUCUUCGGCCGUACCUGGAGUAACGGCGUACCGUACUGGGCGGUCCUCGCUUCUUGGGCUUUUGGACCUCUCGCAUAUCUCAGUCUGGGUUCUGGUGGUGCUGCACAAGCGUUCGGCUGGCUAGUCAGUCUUAGCACUGUUGCGGGAUUGAUUGCCUGGGCGACAUUGUGUUUCUGCUUCAUCCGCUUCUAUGCUGCCAUGAAAGCGCAGGGACACAGUCGAGACAGCUUGCCUUGGAAGAGCCCGUUCCAGCCUUUUACCGCAUGGUAUGGGUUCAUUGGGUCCACUAUCAUUACUUUGAUUACAGGAUUCCCUGUGUUUUUGAAGGGAAACUGGAAUACGGGUGAUUUCAUCGCCUCGUACAUUGGCAUACCACUUUUUAUAGUGCCAAUCAUUGUCUGGAAGCUGUGGCAUAAGACACAAUUUGCGCGUGCCAAAACCAUCGAUCUACACUCCGGACGUCUUCGGUGAUAGUAGACCGUAUAAUUUCAAGUGGUUCAAGGCCAUGUGUUUGUAUUUAGCAGCGAGCAAUAGCAUGUCUUCGCGGUGAUCAUUGGUCCACAGCGGAGGGGAAAUCUGUAUGAUUCAAUUCCUUCAAAUGAUAUUGCAGAGCAACAUUUGAUCUGUGGUACAACUGC